Molecule: messenger RNA, 2443 nt
Organism: Tachysurus fulvidraco (yellow catfish)
Lineage: Eukaryota; Metazoa; Chordata; Actinopteri; Siluriformes; Bagridae
Product: butyrophilin subfamily 2 member A2-like
Molecular function (GO): protein binding
Source: RefSeq, a predicted model, not a curated record
UACAAAAUGAAAAUAAAAGUGUUGACUCGGACAAAGAAGCUUCUAGCGUCGUCUUACGAUACUCUGUCUAUCAGGGAAAAUGCUUUGGUGUGUGACUCUUAUUCUUGUCAGCUUUAUUGAAUCUCGAUCAGAGAGUUUACAGGUUAUUGGUCCAGAAGAGCCUCUGGUUGCUGUAGCUGGUGAAGCUCUGGUUCUGCCCUGUUUUACCAAACCCAACACCAGUGCUGUGGACAUGACAGUGAAGUGGUUCAAACUCGAUGUAAAGGACUCAUUAGUGCAUCUCUAUAGGGAUCAUGAAGACAGAAAUGAAGGUCAGGCUCAGUCCUAUAGAGGAAGAACAUCACUGUAUAAAGAGGAGCUACAGAAAGGCAACACUUCACUCAAACUGUCAGAUCUCAGAGUCUCUGAUAGGAGAAUAUGAGUGAAUGAAGGAGAAUAUGAGUGUCUUGUUCAGGACAAAUCCUUGUACGAUGACAUCACUGUGAAGGUCAUUGUAGAGGCUCAGGGAAGCCACCCAGUGAUAAUGAUGGAGAGUUAUGAUAACUCAGGAGGGAUUAAUCUAGUGUGUGAGUCCAGAGGCUGGAAACCUGAACCUGUUGUUCUGUGGCUGGACAGAGAAGGAGUCACUCUGACUGCUGAAGAUACACAGAUACACAGAGACACUGAGGGCUUCAAUGUGAAAAGCCGCAUCUCUGUUUAUGAUUAUAGCGACUCUAACAGGUUUUACUGCAGACUUCAGCAACAACAUCACAUGAUGGAGACAGAGAUUAUCAUCAAUAGUAAAGUCUUUGGUGCUUGGAAGUGGAAUGUUGGGAUUUCAGUUUCAGCAUGUCUUAUUGCUGUUGGAUUGAUCAUAACUGCAUUUGUUUGUUACAAGAAAGAGAUGAAGAAGGAGAAGGAGUACAAAGAGAGGCAGAUACAGAGGCUGAAAGAUGUGAUGAAGAACAAGGAGAACACAGAGAGGCAGAUACAGAGACUGAAAGAUGAACUGCAGAGACUGAGUGUGGAAUACGAGUUAUUAAAGAAGAAGAAGUAUGCAGUGGAUGUGACUCUGGAUCCUGAUACAGCAAAUCCUGAACUCAUCCUGUCUGCUGAUGGAAAAGAAGUGACAUGUGGAGACAGAUGGCAGGAUCUCCCUGAUACACCACAGAGGUUUAAUUAUUAUCCCUGUGUUCUGGGAAAUCAGAGUUUCUCUACAGGGAGAUUUUAUUAUGAGGUGCAGGUCAGAGGGAAAACUCACUGGACAUUAGGAGUCGUGAGAGAGAACAUUAACAGGAAGAGGUGGAUUACACCGAAACCUCAGGAUGGAUUCUGGACUGUGGGGCUGUGGAAUGAGAAUCAGUAUGAGGCUUGUGCUGAUCCUGAUGUCCCCCUCACACUGAGAGAGAAGGUGGAGGUUGUGGGGGUGUUUGUGGAUUAUGAGGAGGGUCUGGUCUCCUUUUAUGAUGUAAAGUCCAGAUCUCAUAUCUACUCUUUCACUGGUCAGUCUUUCACUGAGAAACUCUAUCCAUACUUCUGUCCUUGUGAUAAUGAUGGAGGUAAAAAUUCAGCACCACUGAUCAUCUCUCCUGUAUUUAAUACUGAAUGAAUUUUCACCUCACAACUAUAAUCAUCUAUUAAAUGUUGAGAAUAAAAAGAAACAUUUUACUUUUUUAGUUAAAUUUUAGAAACACAUUUUCCCUUUUAAAAUGUUGUACAGAUUAUUUUAAUACCUGGUUUUAAUUGUAAUCCUAAAGUCUGUUUGUUAUGAUUGUGACAUUAUGCUUGUGGAACUUUGUCAUUACAAAUCACAUAUAAAUAAAGAUCAUUUACAGUUUACUCUGAUUUUUACUGUAGAAUUUAAUUUGAUGAAUAAAAUGUGAGCAGGAUUUAAAUGUCCACAAGCACGAGAAGUGACACUGUGACACGAGAGUGUUAGAGCUCUGGCUCCCUCUGGUGGUGAUAAAGUGCAAGUGGAACUGUUACUAUCUACUAUCUACUACUACCACUACAACUGCUAAUAAUAAUAAUAAUAAUAAUAAUAAUAAUAAUAAUAAUAAUAAUAAUAAUAAUAAUAAUAAUAAUGGUAAACAACAUGGAUCAUAGUGAUUUUUGUAUCAGGCCACACAAUUUUUAGAUGAAAAAAAAAUACUGAAAAUAUAUAAACGUAAUGUGACAUGUUUCUUAUUACCCAGAUGUGUCCUGUUAGAUUGAUCAUUUAAAUAAUAAAUAGUUCUGAACAUCUACACUUGCUUUUAGUCUCCAGUUUUACUUGUGAAGACUGAAUGUGUUGUUAAAAAGGAAAACAUUUUAUAUUUCUCAUCUUUGACAGACUCUGUUAUAUUAUAAUUGUUGAUUCACUGUGUUCUCUGUGUUAAUGAAAUGAUUUAAUAAAAUUUGACAAGGCAGUGGGCCACUCUGUAUAUCUCUCUGUUAAAAUACUCAAAUGAAUAAAAUUACUUUU